AUGGACUUGCUGGCCAUUGAGAGCACCUACGGGGAGCUGACGAACUGCACGGCGCUGAUCGCCGAGAGGCUCGACUGCUACUGGCCCAACCGGCUGGUGGAUGAGUUCUUCGUGGCCGUCCACAAGCAGUACUUCAGGAACUGCUCCCCGUCCGGCCGGGCGCUGCAUGACCCCCCCAACGGCGUCCUCUGCCCCUUCAUCCUGCUGCCCAUCCUCAUCACCCUGCUGAUGACCGCGCUGGUGGUGUGGAGGAGCAAACGCAGCGAGGGCAUCGUGUAG
This is a messenger RNA of Balearica regulorum gibbericeps (East African grey crowned-crane), 279 nucleotides long. The record is from RefSeq and is a predicted model, not a curated record. Lineage: Eukaryota; Metazoa; Chordata; Aves; Gruiformes; Gruidae.